This is a messenger RNA of Peronospora farinosa, 747 nucleotides long. The record is from the annotation of a GenBank genome assembly. Lineage: Eukaryota; Oomycota; Peronosporomycetes; Peronosporales; Peronosporaceae.
AUGCAACUCAAUAGCUUUGCAUUUGAUGCGAUGGAAGGAAGCAUCAGUAAUAAGGAAGUGUGGACACCGGAGAGGCUGGAGAUGGCAAAGCUGCGUCCAGUGUCAGCACCAGUAGAACCAGGAUCCAAUAGCGAGAAAACCACGAGUGCCAGCAACAGUAUCACGGGCAGAAACGACAAAAAUAGCGACGACGGGAAGGAGAAAAGACCGAGCAAAGAGAGCGACCGCUCGUUGCUGCAUAUGCAGUCCAAGACUGCGAUGGCCUAUGCUGACCCUCGUCCGUCGUUUACAAACGAGGUACAACGUCAGACGCAGCUACAACACAACUUUAGUCAACGUCACCAACAGCAACUGCAGCAGCAACAGCGUCGAGCAAAGAUCGUAGACGAACGUCGACGGACUAUGGUGUGGCCGAGAGAAUCUGCAAGGGGAUCGAAAGAAACGCGUCUCGGGGAGAGUCGUAACGGUUGGAGCAACGAGAACAGCACAAAUGCUGGACGGGGGGAUACCAGGUCAAGUGGUAAUGACGUCGGACCAAAUGGCGGAAGAGAUAUUAGCUCGAUGCUGCCUCAGAUUCAACAGCUUGUUACCAACAACGGUAGCAGUAUGGACGAAAUCCAGGACUCGGCGUCUAACACGUCGUCGUCGUCCAAAGACAAGCGCAGCUACAAACUGAGCCACACGGUUCCAGCCGAGACAUGGGAGAAGGCCAUCAGCAGAGUUGGGGUGUGCUGGUUACGUCUAUAA